AUGGAAAGUUCGUUCGAAGAGUGCACAAAUCUUGAAACAAUACAACUUCCUACAUCUUUAACAAAAAUUUCGGAUAAAACUUUUUUUAAUUGCAUAAAUCUUGGUAAAAUACUAUUACCAGAUACAAUAGAAUAUAUUGGGAAUUCUGCAUUUUCUAAUUGCCAAAAAUUAACAUUCGACUCUUUACCUUCUUCUUUGAAAAAAAUUGAUAUAAAAUCUUUUGAAAAUUGUCAAAAUAUACAAAGAAUUGAAUUUCCAAAUUCAACCUCUGAUAUUGGUGAUAAUUCAUUUUCCGGUUGCCAUAAACUCGUCGAUGUUAAACUUCCUCCAGAACUUGAUACAAUCAAUACUAAUGUUUUUUCUUCUUGUUUUCAAUUGAAAUCGAUUAUAUUGCCUGAUAAAGUUGACAGUAUAUGUACAUUAUCAUUUAGUAAUUGUAUUAAUUUGCAGGAUAUAAAACUUUCCUCAAAACUCAUAAAAAUAGAGUAUAGAGCAUUUUUUAAUUGUCGUUCAUUAUUAAGCAUUGUACUUCCUGAGUCUUUAAUAUUUGUGGGCACUGAUGUAUUUAAGAAUUGUUCAAGCAUUAAAAGUUUAACAUUUUUAAGUAAAUCAGCAGAUAUUGGUCAAGAUUGUUUCAGUGGAAUGACAUCAUUAGAGAAGAUGAUAUUACCAAGUGAAAUGAACUUAAUUUACAAAAGAUUAUUCUUCAAUUGCACAAAUUUACGUGAAAUCAAAAUCCCUGAUAAAGUUACUCGUAUUGCAAAUAAUGCAUUCAAUGGCUGCAGUUGUCUAACUAAUAUUGAAAUUCCACAAUCAGUUGUGAAAAUAUAUGAAUAUUCAUUCUGUAACUGUUUUCAACUUAGAAAUAUAACACUUUCAAAUAAUUUCACGGAAAUUUCCGAUAGUUGUUUUCGCAAUUGUUAUUCACUUGAAAUAGUAGUUAUUAAUUCAAAUAGAGUUGCAUCAAUUGGAGAGUAUUCUUUCCAAAAUUGUUAUUCAUUGAAAUCAAUAAUUUUCCCAGGUUCACUUCAAGUUAUUAAAAAAUCAGCAUUUGCAUAUUGCUAUAAUUUGACAGAAUUGAGUCUUCCAGAUAUCCUUAGUGAAAUUUCCGAAAGAUCCUUCUUUGGAUGUAUAUCAUUGCUGAGAAUAAAUUUACCAAAAGGUCUUAUUGUGUUAGGAAAUAGUUCAUUCUCUAAUUGCACAUCAUUAAAAGAAAUUAUUAUUCAAACUAAUUGUUCUUUUGAUCAAAGUGUUUUCGAAAACUGCAACAAUAUUGAAAAUCUUAUUAUUUCAUAUCCAAAUGAUAAUAUAUAUCAAAAUCAUAUAAUGAAAUCAUUUAUCAAAUCCAUCACAUUUGAUUCAUCAAUCAAGGAAUAUUCAUCUCUUGCGCAAUUCGAAAAUCUUGAAAAUAUAAAUAUCUUUACUCAUGGAGAAGAAUCAAUCAUCAAUGAUUAUUUCACGCCGCCUAAAAAAGUUGAUAUAAGUAUUUUUGGAAACUUAAAAGAGAUUAAUAACAAAUCAUUUUCGAAUACAGAUAUCAACAGCUUUUUGUUUUGUGGCAAUCAAACAGUUGAAGGCAAUUUUCUUCAAAAUGCGAAGUCAUAUAAUAACAUCACUGUUUAUAAAUAUUAUCCAAAUAAACAAAUCGGAGAUGUUAAACCUAACCAAACAACAACUCAGUGUCCAAACUAUAAAGAAAAAGAAAAAUAUAAACUUCCCAAACUUUAUAUUGUUAUUAUUGCUGUAUCAUGUACUAUUAUCGUUACAGCAAUUACAAUUGUAGCAAUUAGAGUCCAAUUUGUUCGAAAGAGACAAAAGAAAAUUGAAGGUAAAAUGCUCUUAGAAAAAUUAGUUAAUGACGAUUUUGGAUGA
This is a messenger RNA of Trichomonas vaginalis G3, 1872 nucleotides long. RefSeq names its product surface antigen family. Bases 1 to 1872 code for a protein of 623 amino acids. The record is from RefSeq and is a predicted model, not a curated record. The transcript has a single exon. NCBI's taxonomy places the organism in Eukaryota, Parabasalia, Trichomonadida, Trichomonadidae.